Messenger RNA from Heterobilharzia americana, 1161 nucleotides. Lineage: Eukaryota; Metazoa; Platyhelminthes; Trematoda; Strigeidida; Schistosomatidae. The record is from the annotation of a GenBank genome assembly.
AUGCCUUUAAUCUUAAAUUGUUUACAUAGUACACAUUCUUUGUUGCUAUCAUCAUUUAUUUCAAUUCUAAUUCUUCUUACCGACUGUCUACUACAGUUAACUGCUGCAAACCAUCAAAGGUUUCAAAAUGGCCCCCAGAAGUAUGCAAUCAUCACAACCGGUGGAGCACCUAAACCAUAUUUUUCACAGAAGUUGAACAAAGACCUAUAUGAUGCAGAUUAUUCGCGUAAAGUCAAUGUUAAAGUAAGUGAUAUUUUAACGAGACAAGCUGCAGCUGCAGCCUUUUCAUCUUCUCCAACGCCUGUAACUUCAAAUUCUGUAAACAAAGCAUACAAUAAAGUUAGUGGAAAACCUGAAAGCCUUGAGCAUCCACUGAGAACAAAUUUAGAAUCACGGUCUGAUGGAGCUGGUUCAAGUUUGGAUCACUUUACAAACAAUCAGAGAGCCCAGAUUGUGGUCAAGCCUUCUGAAAAUAUUGACAAGAAUUCUUUACUUUUACCAUCCAAAGCUUCUCAACAUUCAAUUGUCAACGAAGAUCGUUCAUGGCCACCUGAAUAUUCGCAUGAAUUUGAAAGAGUUGAUGUACGUGUCUUAGGUGAACGAAUUGAUAGUAAGGCACUUCUUCACUUACGCCCAAGUUCCACUGCUGCAUCGAUACGCAAGUUACGUCGAAUCCUUGGUGCUGAUUUACAAAGUGACUGGAUGUCAAUAGAAACUCCACCAAAUUCCCUUAGUUCAUCUAUCAAAAGUACACGCUCUACACUAUCACCCAAUAUUCCUAAGCCUGAUAAUCACUUAGUAACUGCUGUAGAAGAGCUAAAUUUCACAGUAUUUCGCUCGGUGAAUGAUGAUGGAUUAAUUUACCCAAUCAAAAUGACUAUUGAUCAAGUAAAUAUUAUGAAAAUGUGGUUAUUACAGCGAGCUACAUGUGGAAUGGAAUACAUAUGGGAAGAUUUGGGACCAUUAUUUUGGCCUAGAUGGAUUAGAAGGGGAGUUUGUGUGAAUACUCAUUCGUGUUCUUGGCCACCUGGCAUGCGUUGUCGUUCAAGCGGUUCACGAGCACUGAAGUUAUUGCGAUGGGUAAGGAGAACUUGUAAAGUCUUGACGAUAUUUCAUUUUAUCACUCAUUCUUCAACAGUUAGGAAGAAAUACUGUCGGUAG